GACAGAACGUGACCACAGAGGGUCGGACAGUCGGAGAGGGGACGGCUGCUCAGACAGAAGUUAGAGGGAACGAGUGAGGACGUCUUGACGUGUUUCAGCUGCAGCAGGAUGGAGGUCCUGACAGUUCUGAGGGUUCUGCUGCUCCUGGUUCUGGUCCUGGGUUCUGUGCAGCGCUCUGGGUGUGUGCGGUGUUUUGCACGGUUCGACAGUGUCCAGGGUCGAUGUGAUGAAGAGCUCGGUGAGGUGGAUGAAGACAACUGCUGUCAGAACACUCAGUAUGGUUACCAGGCAACAGACGGAGUGUGUCGGUCCUGUGGUCCUCCGGUGUGGUCUCCCUGGUCGCCGUGGUCACAGUGUAACGUCCAGUGUGGGGAGGGAGUGACGCAGAGGAGCAGAACAUGUUACGGUAUCGGCCAAUCAGAGUGUGACAACCCUAGGAACAAACUGGAGACAAAACCCUGUAACAACACCUGCUGCGACGGUAAGGGGUGGGGCCCGUGGCUCACCUGGUCGCCCUGCUCAGUGACCUGUGGAGGGGGCGGAGUCAGGAAGAGAGCCAGAGUCUGCUCCAGUCCUCCUGAGUGUCGUGCGACCUGCAGCGGUCCUUCAGAGGAGACAGAGAAAUGUCCAACACAAUCCACCUGUCCAGUUCAUGGUGGUUGGUCCGGUUGGUCCGAUUGGAUUCAGUGUUCUGGUUCAUGUAUCAGUGGCCAAGGUGCUGAUGUCAUCAUUCCCUCCAGAGUGCGAUAUCGUUCUUGUUCGAGCCCCACCCCUUCCAACGACACAGUGCCACUCGGCAACGAUUGCCCCGGAGACGAGUUCCAAUCACAGGACUGCAGCGAACUCCCCAACUGUCCAGUGGAUGGCAGCUGGGGGGCGUGGUCUCCACCUGGGCCGUGUUCCGUCUCCUGUGGGGAGGGGCUUCGGCUAUCUAUCAGGAAGUGCGAUAAGCCUGCCCCUCAAUAUGGCGGUCGAGUCUGUGACGGGCCGAGCACUCGGAGCAGCGUCUGUCAGAGUUUCUGUCCCGUCGACGGGUUCUGGUCCGGUUGGUCCAGUUGGAGUGAGUGUUCUUCUUCCUGUAUCCCACAAGGACGAGCUCCCACUAGAUCUCGCCACCGCUCCUGUUCCAACCCCGCCCCCUCAACCAGCCCACCUGGCAAAGGUUGCCGUGGUGGCAACAGCGAUACAGAGAACUGCAACCACCUGCCUCACUGCCCAGUGAACGGAGGUUGGGGGUCUUGGUCCUCCUUCUCUUCCUGUCCUGUCACCUGUGGAGUGGGGCUUCAGGUGUCUGUCAGGAGAUGCGACAGCCCAGCCCCAAAACAUGGCGGCCAGUCAUGUCCUGGAGAGGGACGUCGUACAAGCAUCUGUAAGACCAACGUCCACUGUCCAGUGGACGGGACAUGGUCAGAGUGGUCGGAAUGGAAACCAUGUAAAUUCCCGUUUGGUGGGCGAGACAUCCGCUGUAAGAAGAUCGGUGGCAGUCAGACUCGAGAGCGUGAAUGUCUUCAUCGAGCUCACAAUGGAUCCAUCUGCAGCGAGGGCUCCCUGACCGAGAGGCGGGUCUGCUAUGAUGUCAGCAGAUGUUACCCGAAGGGCACCUGGGAUGGCUGGGAGCCAUGGAGUCUGUGUAAUCCUCCCUGUGGAUCAAACUCCAGACGCAUCAGGAAGAGACGCUGUACACCUGAUUACAGCGACUACAGUCCUACCAUUGGUCGUCUGAAGGAGCCAGCAAUAUUCUUUGGAAAUCCACAUGCCGACUGUGGCUCACCACCUGAGGGUGGACAGAAGAUUGAAAUUCAGCCCUGUGUCAACGUUCCCACCUGCACCUGAACACCUGCUCGCCUACGACUUUAACAGCACCAACAUAUCCUGUUCUUCACUUAGUUUAAUAAUGACAUAUAUCUCACCAAUUAGUUCAGCAACAUCAACAUAUCAGCUCAUCACUGAGUUUAACAACACAAAUAUAUCCAUCUCAUUGAUGAGUUGAACAUCACCAACAUAUCUAACUCAUCGAUGACAAACACUGUAGUUACUACCACUUAUCACUUAUUUACGUACAUUACUUGAGUAAAUGUACUCUCCACCACUGUUAAAAUGUCUAGCUUUGAACUGACAGGUGUUCCUAAUAUUUUGUCCGCCCAACUGAAACCAGUGAGGACAGACAAUCAUUUAGAAACACCCAACAGAUGACUCACCGCUGAAUUAAACAACAUCACUCAUCCAGCUUCAAUCUUCAGUUCCAGUUUGUUCUUCUGUCACUGAACGGUUCGUCCGUCUGAAGAUCUCAGAUAGAAAUGUGUUGUACUGCUUUGUUCUCUUAAAGCUGUGUUUUUAGUUUCAGUGUACAUUUAUACUACGCUGGAUUUUUGUUACAUUAAUCUCAGUUUAUUAUAUUUCAUGUUUUAUAUUCUUAUAUUUUUUCAUGUACAUUUUUAAAUUUUCUUUGCAUUUUAUAAAAGAUUGUGUGCAUCUUAGUCUCCCCUUAAUCUGUGGAGGUCCAUCAGGCUCCAGAGGUGUUUGCUUGGAGCAGUUUGGGUCAGUUAAUCUCUAAAUCCCUGAAAAAAACAAACAGUUUCAUCACUUAUACUUUAUGUUUGUGUGCAUGACAGGUUGAUGCACACGCUCCAGGUGACAUUUUCCACCUUUAUAUUGUGUUUUGUCCUUUGUUUGGGGACAGAUCAGGAUGUCCCCUGUCAUUCUGUCUCUGACUCAAAGUUAUUAGAUCAACUUGUGGCUUCAUUGUCUGAUUUCAUCUUCAUCGAUCAAGUUGAGUCAAACUUUAUUUGUAGAGCACAUUUAAAAACCACCACAGCUGACCCAAGUGCCGUGUCAACUUCAGCCUGUUACAUGCAUUGUCUGUUUUCAAAAUACACUUCUGUUUUCACAGGAAAUGUACAGUUUGAUACAGUCUCUUUCAAAAUAAAAGCACUAAGUCGGUACAA
Molecule: messenger RNA, 2945 nt
Organism: Epinephelus fuscoguttatus (brown-marbled grouper)
Lineage: Eukaryota; Metazoa; Chordata; Actinopteri; Perciformes; Serranidae
Product: properdin-like
Exons: 11
Coding region: 109-1833 (574 amino acids)
Source: RefSeq, a predicted model, not a curated record